This is a messenger RNA of Phaethon lepturus (White-tailed tropicbird), 427 nucleotides long. RefSeq names its product alpha tubulin acetyltransferase 1 (gene ATAT1). Gene Ontology annotation, molecular function: tubulin N-acetyltransferase activity. Gene Ontology annotation, biological process: alpha-tubulin acetylation. The transcript is spliced from 5 exons. The record is from RefSeq and is a predicted model, not a curated record. Gene Ontology annotation, cellular component: microtubule. Lineage: Eukaryota; Metazoa; Chordata; Aves; Phaethontiformes; Phaethontidae. The annotation marks the transcript as partial.
CCCGCGCAGGCGCAGGGUCUCCCGGCCCCCGUCACCAGCGCCGCGCGCAUGGAGGCCAACCGCCACGUCCUCUACAUCCUCCGCAACGCCGACGGCCGGGGCACCCCCAAAGGUGCCGUCGUCGGCUUCCUCAAGGUGGGCUACAAGAAGCUCUUCCUCCUGGACCGUAACGGCGCCCAUAACGAAGCAGAGCCGCUUUGUGUCUUGGAUUUUUACAUCCACGAGUCGUUGCAACGACACGGUUACGGGCGGGAACUCUUCCAGCACAUGCUGCAGAGCGAGAGGGUGGAUCCUUGGCGUCUGGCUGUCGACCGACCCUCCGAGAAGCUCCCGGCCUUCCUACGCAAANNNNCCAACCUUCCUCCCCACACCCCCCCUCAGGUGAACAACUUCGUCAUCUUCGAAGGUUUCUUCUCCAACCGGCCGG